AGCGCCCGCGCCCCGCGCCCCGCGCCCCGCCGCCGGCCGGAGCAUGGAGACGGCGGAGAAGGAGUGCGGGGCCCUGGGCGGGCUCUUCCAGGCCAUCGUCAACGACAUGAAGAGUUCGUACCCAAUCUGGGAGGACUUCAACUCCAAGGCCACGAAGCUGCACUCUCAGCUGAGGACCACUGUGCUAGCUGCCGUGGCCUUCCUGGAUGCCUUCCAGAAAGUGGCUGACAUGGCCACCAACACCCGAGGGGCCACGCGGGACAUCGGCUCGGCACUCACACGCAUGUGCAUGCGCCACCGCAGCAUCGAGACCAAACUGCGGCAAUUCACCAACGCGCUGCUGGAGAGCCUCAUAAACCCGCUGCAAGAGCGCAUCGAGGACUGGAAGAAAUCAGCCAACCAGCUGGACAAGGACCAUGCAAAAGAGUACAAGCGUGCUCGGCAUGAGAUCAAGAAGAAGUCUUCAGACACGCUGAAGCUGCAGAAGAAAGCUCGCAAAGGGAAGGGGGACCUGCAGCCGCAGCUGGACAGCGCCCUGCAGGAUGUGAACGACAUGUACCUGCUACUGGAGGAGACAGAGAAGCAGGCGGUGCGCCGGGCACUGAUUGAGGAGCGUGGCCGCUUCUGCAGCUUCAUUGCCUUCCUGCAGCCUGUGGUGAAUGGUGAGCUGACCAUGCUGGGCGAGAUCACGCACCUGCAGGGCAUCAUCGACGACCUGGUGGUACUGACUGCGGAGCCACACAAGCUGCCUCCUGCCAGCGAGCAGGUGAUCAAAGAUCUGAAGGGCUCGGACUACAGCUGGUCGUACCAGACGCCCCCCUCUUCCCCCAGCAGCUCCAGCUCCCGAAAGUCCAGCAUGUGCAGCGCCCCCAGCAGCGGCGGCAGUGCCAAGGGUGGCGGCGCCCCCUGGCCCGGGGGUGCCCAGACCUACUCACCUAGCCCCACGUGUCGCUACCGCAGCCUGGCGCAGCCGGCCAGCACAUCCACAUCCACACGGCUCUGCAGCGUCUCCUCGCACGACUCGGGCUUCGUGUCCCAGGACCCCACCUACUCCAAGCCACCCUCACCUAUGCCUUCCGACAUCACCAGCCAGCAGAAGUCCUCCAGCUCUGCAUCCUCUGAGGCCUCAGAGACCUGCCAAUCUGUCAGCGAGUGCAGCUCCCCCACCUCGGACUGGUCCAAGGCUGGGGCCCAUGAGCAGCCAGGCACUGCCCUGCCCCGAAGGAAGGACCGUGUGGAGGUCCUCCGGGACACCGAGCCAGGCCCUGCGCUGGGGAGCCCCCUGGGCCCCAGUGGAGAAGAAGCACCACGAACCCGAAUGUCCCCUGCCACCAUUGCGGCCAAGCAUGGGGAGGAGGUGUCCCCCGCAGCCAGUGACCUAGCCAUGGUGCUGACCCGUGGCCUGAGCCUGGAGCAUCAGAAAAGCAGCCGGGACUCACUGCAGUACUCGAGUGGCUACAGCACGCAGACCACCACGCCCUCCUGCUCGGAGGACACCAUCCCGUCUCAAGGCUCGGACUACGACUGCUACUCGGUGAACGGGGACGCGGACGGCGAGGGCCCGGCCGAGUUCGACAAGUCGUCCACGAUCCCGCGCAACAGCAACAUCGCGCAGAACUACCGCCGCCUGCUGCAGACCAAGCGGCCGGCGUCCACGGCCGGGCUGCCCACGGCCGGCCUGCCCCCCGCCGGCGCCGGGCUGCCUUCGGGCGCGCCCCCCGGCGUGGCCACCAUCCGCCGCACGCCCUCCACCAAGCCCGCCGUGCGCCGCGCGCUCUCCAGCGCCGGGCCCAUCCCCAUCCGGCCGCCCAUCGUGCCCGUCAAGACGCCCACCGUGCCCGACUCGCCCGGCUACGCGGGGCCCACGCGCGCGGGCAGCGAGGAGUGCGUCUUCUACGGCGAGGACGCGGCGGCCGGCGCGCUGGCCCCGGACCUGCCCCGGGCCUCGCCCAAGCGCCUCAGCCUCCCCAACACGGCCUGGGGGAGCCCCGACGCCGGGGCGCUGGGCCCGGGCGCCGCCGAGGACGACGAGCAGCAGCAGCUGGCCGCCAACCGGCACAGCCUGGUGGAGAAGCUGGGCGAGCUGGUGGCGGGCGCCCAGGCCCUGGGCGAGGGCGAGUUUCCCUUCCCCAGCGCCCUGGCGGCCGCCGCCCCCGCCCAAGAGACGCCCACCCCGCCGCCCGCCGCCCCCGGCGACCCCCCGGCCGAGGACAUGCUGGUGGCCAUCCGCCGCGGGGUGCGGCUCCGCAGGACCGUCACCAACGACAGGUCGGCGCCUCGCAUCUUGUGAUGCCGCACCCCUCUGGGCCGUGGGCAGCAAGAAAGGCUCGGUCGGUGCAAAAGCCCCAGUC
Molecule: messenger RNA, 2351 nt
Organism: Suncus etruscus (white-toothed pygmy shrew)
Lineage: Eukaryota; Metazoa; Chordata; Mammalia; Eulipotyphla; Soricidae
Gene: MTSS2
Product: MTSS I-BAR domain containing 2
Exons: 14
Coding region: 44-2290 (748 amino acids)
Biological process (GO): plasma membrane organization; cell projection assembly
Cellular component (GO): cytoplasmic side of plasma membrane; actin cytoskeleton
Molecular function (GO): phospholipid binding; actin binding
Source: RefSeq, a predicted model, not a curated record